GGAGUUAUGUGCAAGGACUUCUCAUCAGUCAGUCAGCGGUGGUGGAUUUGUCUAAAGGACAUUUGGAUGCAAAACAAUAAAACAGAAUAAAAGCCAAAGAACCGAGGGACUGACUAAACAGGCAGCCAUGCGAUUGGUCAGCGUGGCGGGGUCGCGGCUCCGCAGGGCGGCUGAGGAGGAAGAGAGAGAGAAGGAGCCCCCACCUCACCAACCCCCCUCACACCACUCCAACCACCAGUUCGCCAGCAUGAAGAACAAAUUCUUCAAUGAGCUCACGCACCUGCCAAAUCAUAAACUCAAGAUGCCCAUGUGGGCCGUAGGAGCCAUUGUGGUCGUGGUCCUUGCCCUCAUCGCCUGCCUGGGAUUCUGCAUUUACAAGAAGUGCUUCAAUAAGGGCAAGAAGCCCAAGAAGGUCCGUGAGAGGAAGGGAGGACGAGGGCGCAGGAAGAAGGACAAGGAUGGAGAGGAAGGAGAUGACAAAAAAGAUGGAGAAGAAGGAGAUAAAGAGGAGGAGAAAGAGAACUUUGGCAAACUGGAGUUCACAUUGGACUACAACUUUACUGAUAACCAGCUGAUAGUCGGCAUCCUCCAGGCACAGGACCUUGCAGCCAUGGACAUGGGUGGCACCUCGGAUCCCUAUGUCAAAGUCUACAUGCUGCCGGACAAGAAGAAGAAGUUUGAGACCAAAGUCCAGCGAAAGAACCUCUGUCCCGUCUUCAAUGAGACCUUCACCUUUAAGAUACCAUAUAGUGAGCUGGGUGGUCAGACUCUGGUGCUACAGGUGUUUGACUUUGACCGUUUUGGUAAACACGACGUCAUCGGUGAGAUCAAGAUCCCCAUGAACUCAAUAGACCUUGGACAGCCAAUACACGAAUGGAAGGAUCUGGUUGGAGGAGAGAAAGAGGAGCAAGAGAAGCUGGGUGAUAUCUGUAUUUCCCUUCGUUACGUCCCCACGGCCGGUAAGCUAACAGUUAACAUCAUGGAAGCCAAGAAUCUGAAGAAGAUGGACGUCGGAGGACUGUCAGAUCCAUUUGUUAAGGUGGUGCUGCAGCACAACGGGAAGCGACUCAAGAAGAAGAAGACAUCAGUCAAACAAAACACUCUGAAUCCUUACUUCAAUGAAAGCUUUAGUUUCGAGAUCCCCUUCUCCCAGAUCCAGAAAAUCCAGGUGCUGAUUACUGUGUAUGACUACGACAAGCUGGGCAGCAACGACCCCAUCGGCAAGUGCUGGAUUGGAUAUGGCGCCUCAGGAGUCGGACUGCGCCACUGGUCAGACAUGCUGGCCAAUCCCAGGCGUCCAGUGGCGCAGUGGCACACGCUGCUUACGGAGGAGGAGGUGGAUGCUGCUCUAAAGGCCCCCAUCCGCUAAACACACUCACAGACAUGUAUAUAUGCACCAUACAUGUCAUGUACACCAUCAUCGGCAUAGUGUGUGCAUUCUUCCAUUUGAAACCAAACCAUACUACCAUCAUCGGCAUAGUGUGUGCAUUCUUCCAUUUGAAACCAAACAACUGUAGGUUUUCUAAAAUGAAUAGUAAUCUUUAAAGCUGCAGUAGGUCAUUUUUAUAACAAUCAUUUUUUGUCAUAUUUGCAAUAAUGAUAUUUUUUAUAAAACUUACCUACUGCAGGUUUAAUGUGCGUCAGAUUCACACCAUCAUUCUUUUUGUAAUAUUUCAUGUUGGGUUCUCUUUUUAUGACUAUAUGUGUACUUUAUAUUGUUUUGAAUACAUACCAUAGAAAUGUAUGCAAACCCAUUAUUUGUACUUGCAACACACACUCAAAUUUAUACCAACCUACAGUAUACACAGUGCAGCUAAAGUUGUGUUUGGCACUGGUUCAUGCAUACUUUAAAUUGAAAGGCUACACAUUUAUGCUGACUCACUAUUUAAAUGACUCUGGGUAAUUUAGCAUCAUACUUCUAUAAAGUUUGGAUACUCACAAGAGGCAGAUUUAAAAAAUGGAGUAAUAAAAAUUGAAGGCAGACUAUGCUGACUUUUAGUCACUAAAAACCCUGUAUACUACACCUCCCAUAAUGCAGCUUGAUAGUCUUUAAAAGUAUGCGUUUAUGCUCCUCCUGUCUGGUGAAUGUCUUCAUCUUUUAAACUCCCAGUUCCCAACACAGGAUUUCUGUAAAAUAAAAAUACAAAUAAAAAUGGACGUGUGAAGCCCAUUAUCAGGGUUGUUUCCUUCAACCACAGAAGACAUAAUACAACUGUUUUCAUUAUAGUUCUCCUUAUGAUGAGUGAACUGAACUUCAUGUGUAAAAUUGGUUGAGUGCCCCUGUAAUUUAUUUUCUUGACUACCUUGGUAAUUCUGAACCACUGUUUCAGAGCUGGAGUGUUUGUUUCCCUCUUUCCUUACAUUCUCCUCUUGUUUACCCGGAUAACUCUCUUAUCUUCCAAACAGUCUAAACUGGAUUUUCCUGUGAAACGUAUUGUAUUUAGCUGCAUGUUUGUACUGAUUAUUGUGGCUUCUUCUCCUGUGCUUGUGUUUGAAUGAGACCCUGAUCAGAGUGUCUGCUGGUGAAUGUGCAUAUUAAUGUGUGAGUUUGUGUGUGUGAGUUUGUGUGUGUGCGUGUGUGUGUUGUAUAUCAUAAAAAAAAUGGAAAGCUGUUUUUGGUUUUACUUUCGAUAUGUACCAUGUGAGUGUAAAUAAAUAGCUGAAUAAAUAAAAUGUUUCCAAACAACGA
Molecule: messenger RNA, 2689 nt
Organism: Dicentrarchus labrax (European seabass)
Lineage: Eukaryota; Metazoa; Chordata; Actinopteri; Moronidae
Gene: syt5a
Product: synaptotagmin Va
Exons: 10
Coding region: 128-1369 (413 amino acids)
Biological process (GO): regulation of dopamine secretion; synaptic vesicle endocytosis; calcium ion-regulated exocytosis of neurotransmitter
Cellular component (GO): axon; synaptic vesicle membrane; dense core granule
Molecular function (GO): calcium ion binding; syntaxin binding; calcium-dependent phospholipid binding
Source: RefSeq, a predicted model, not a curated record